UUAACAUUUCUUCAACCAAAUAAAACACCUCCAUAAUAAUAUCAAAAAGGAUUUUCAAAACAAUGUCUUCACUCUCUUCAUCAAAACGCAUGGUUUGGUUACCUAUCUUGGCCUUAGCCAUACAGCUUCUAUCUAUACAGAACGUUUUGUGCCAAAGCCAGAGCAAUGCGUUUCUCUACCACAAGUGCUCAGACAUUGAAGGAAGCUUCACCUCGAAAAGUACCUACGAGUCAAAUCUCAACAAUCUCUUUAGUCAGCUCUCUUACAAAGUUCCAUCCACCGGUUUUGCCACCUCCUCCACUGGUAACACUCCAGACAACGUCAACGGUUUAGCCCUUUGCCGUGGUGAUGCCUCUUCCUCUGACUGCAGCUCCUGUCUUGCAACCGCCAUCCCCGAGAUAAGUAAGAGAUGUCCCAACAACAAGGCGGGAAUAAUAUGGUACGACAACUGUCUUGUCAAGUAUUCCUCGACCAAUUUCUUCGGGAGAAUCGAUUACGAGAACAGGUUUGCGCUGUACAACGUCAACAAUGUGAGCGAUCCAACAUCCUUCAACACACAGACGAGAGAUCUUUUAACCGAGCUGACGAAGACAGCGACUACUGGAGGCAACCAGAAGCUGUUUGCUACAGGGGAGAAAAAUAUUGGAAAGAAGUUGUAUGGACUAGUGCAGUGUACAAGGGACUUGAGAAGUGGAAGUUGUAAGGCAUGUUUGGAUGGAAUUAUUGGGGAGCUUCCUAACUGUUGUGAUGGUAAAGAAGGAGGGAGAGUUGUGGGUGGGAGCUGUAACUUUAGGUAUGAGAUUUACCCUUUCGUUAAGACUGCUUGAUAUGAGGUCUAAGUAGAAAGGGGUCCAUAGCCAAACACGGUCUUAGUUUAUUAUCAGAGUCUAUGUGAUAUGUAUGGAAAUGUAUUGUAUGUUGUUUCUAUAAUGUGUUGAGCCAAAAAAAUGGAAAAUUCAUCAAA
Molecule: messenger RNA, 964 nt
Organism: Capsella rubella
Lineage: Eukaryota; Viridiplantae; Streptophyta; Magnoliopsida; Brassicales; Brassicaceae
Product: cysteine-rich repeat secretory protein 38
Exons: 2
Coding region: 63-827 (254 amino acids)
Source: RefSeq, a predicted model, not a curated record